AAUAAGGAGGAGUAUCCUAAUUGAUGUAUUUUGCAACUUGGUUAUGUCGACUAAGGGGCUUCUGGCCACGGUACAACAAACAAGCAAACACAAAUAUGAGUAACCCCAUUACGUUGUAUGGUGCCCAUGGUGUUAUGGUCUUACGAGCGAAACACAACACUGAAGAAUAAGAAAAUGUAUCAAACUUGUCAAUGAAAAGAAAAAAGUACGAAACGUUUGCGACAUCAAGUGGCCCGCUGUGGAGUUUGAAAAUAUUAAAAUCUAAAAUUAAAUCUUUACGCCAACAGGGAGUAACCCUCUGCAAGUAUUCGCAUCAAAAACUGUGAACUUUAAUCAAAAAAUUUAAUUAUAAUAAGGAUAUUCUACUUCAAUACCAUUGUGAGCUAUAGAUCGCGACAAGGUUUACUGUAACGGCUAAAAGUGUCAAAAGUCGCAAUUAAUUUCUUUGGCUGUGAAAAAAAUGUGCUGAAACAAGGUACGUUGAUAUUUGUAAACUUCCACUGUUGCCAACUUUAAUUCAAAGCAAAACUACUUUGGCGUCUGCUUUUUAAAAAAAUGCAUUUUGAGAAAAUAAUCACCUCGGCGCUUUGUCUGGUGAUGAUGUCGUCUGUGACUUGGGCUCAGGAGUCAAGUGAAUCGUCUUAUUACGAUGAGUCGUCAUGCGACAAUGAACAUUUCUACUGUGAUUUCGAUGACCCCUCCAUGUUCUACAGGUGUAUGGACGGAGUGUUCCAUAGCUUCAAGUGCCCCAGUGGCUUACAUUUCAGUGUAAGCAGCCAGACAUGUGACUGGCCACACAAGGCGGAUUGUUCCGGGAGUGAUGACCAUCUUCAAGAGACAGGCGCCUCGAAGAGUGGACACGAACAGGCGUCCCACAGUGACGGAGAGCACGGUAGUGAAGACCACGGAAGCAGCCACUCUAGCCCGGAGGAAAGUGGACACUCUGGAUCGGAGCACUCUGGCAGUAGCGGCUCCAGCUCCAGUGGCCACUCUAGUGGUGGGCACAGCGCGAGUGCUUCCAUCUCCAAACAUGACUUAAGCGGAGACGAAUAUUGGUUAAGCAAAGCUGGCGGUGUCGGUAAGCCUUGGUGGCGGCCAUCGGGAGUCAGCCCGGGACAGUGGCAAGACUCAGUGAAAAAUCCUCCCUUCCAGCCUCACGUUCCGUCGGAGCCCAAAGAGGGAGGAGAAAGCGAGUCUUCUGGUGGCGAGUCUGAGAAAAGUUCAACGAAAAAGUCCUCGGCCCCUAAGGCCAAAUCAGGCUCGGAGCCCGCAGAAAGUAGGUCAAACUCCGCCAAUCUUCAGUCCAAUGAGGGAGACUGUGAUCCUUCCAGUUGUCAGCUGCCCUCCUGUUACUGCCCUGGCACUGCCAUCCCCCGUGGGUUGUCGGCGUCAUCCGUCCCACAGAUGGUCAUGCUGACCUUCGAUGACGAAGUGUCCGGUGCGUUCUAUGGAUACUACCAGCGGUUGUUUAGACCAGGUCGCUACAACCCUAACGGUUGUCCUGUCCGAGGCUGCAUGUACGUGUCUGGCAGUGGUACAGAGUAUGAUCUCGUCUACCCGCUCUACGCCAUGGGAAAUGAAAUCGCAAGCCACACGAUCUCGCACAAAUUCCCUCACACUUGGUGGUCUACAGCCUCCUAUCAAGACUUCUACGAUGAGUCGACUGGCAUGCGUGAGAAUCUCAUCUCCAGGGCCGGUUUGCCUAAAGAAGCAAUCAAGGGGUUCAGAGUUCCCUUCCUUCAACUAGGUUCCGACAACAUGUACAGUGCCCUCUACGACGCUGGAUUCCAUUACGACACGUCAAUGUUCACUGGGUCGGAACAAGAGACCGGGGACCCCAUCUGGCCCUUCACUCUGGACUACACACCCAGUAACGUGUACUGUCAACAUGGACCUUGUCCACACAAGCAGUACCCAGGCAUGUGGGAAAUACCGGUACAAAGGUGGUUUGGCAUGGACGGUCAUUCUUGCGCCAUGCCGGACGGCUGCAGUGCUACUGGUGAUGCGGAGGAGACUUUAGAAUACUUGAAGUCGAAUUUUAGACGAUUCUACCAUUCCAACCGGGCGCCAUUCGGCAUCUUCAUCCACGCCCGAUGGUUCCACACUGAACAUAAUCUAGACGGCCUGGACAGAUUCAUUGACUAUUUGUUGACCAUUGACGACGUCUACAUUGUGACACCUAGCCAGGUACUUGAAUGGAUGAAGAACCCAACCCCACUCAGCAGUAUUCGAAGUUUCGGCCCUUGGAGUUGUCAUGGCGGUGCCACUGACUAAAAAUAAGUACUAUAGGGAUGACAGAAACAGAGCUGUAUUUCUCUGAAAUGAUUACCACCAAAGUGGCAAGUUGGUAGGCCUGUUAGUUCACAGUUCAAGUACGGUUGUUACCAAAAAGUUGCAAUGAUUGAAUCAAAAUAUUGGUUAAUCCUAUUGUACAUCUUGUAAUGUUUAUAAAUAGUUUUACUGAUAAACAGGAAAGUUUAACUCUUUCUCUCCUAAUUAACAAUACCAUCGUUGAUUUGAUCCCAUUAAAUUAAAUUUGGUUUUAUAAACUUUAAUUUGUGCUAAAUAAAAGAGCAUGCAUUCUCCUAAAAUAACUAUACCGAAAGUAAUGUUUUCUAAUUACAUACAAAUAUGUUAUUGAAAUUUAAUGAUAACAGGGUAGAAUGUUCAAAGGUGAAAAAAUGAACAAUUCUGUCAGGACAUGGGAAACAACUUCGGAGAUAAGGAGUUAACAGCUGCUAAGAUUGAUAGCUUAUAAAUAGAAGACGACGUGUAAUUUUGUGUGUGUUAAAAUUGUGUAUUGUUAUGUGACACCCAAGUAACAAACAUGAUAGUAUCUUUGCACUCUGAGACAUUGAAAAUAUCAGACGAAAUAUAGAGGAAAGUAUUGUAAAGGCUACACUACACCUAGUGCGCUAUGCCAGUGAUACCCAAAAUACGGCCCGCGGGCCAGAUCCGGCCCGC
Biomphalaria glabrata is the source of this 2964-nucleotide messenger RNA. RefSeq names its product chitin deacetylase 7-like. Gene Ontology annotation, biological process: carbohydrate metabolic process. Gene Ontology annotation, cellular component: extracellular region. The transcript has 12 exons. Lineage: Eukaryota; Metazoa; Mollusca; Gastropoda; Planorbidae. The record is from RefSeq and is a predicted model, not a curated record. Gene Ontology annotation, molecular function: chitin binding. Bases 556 to 2274 code for a protein of 572 amino acids.